Messenger RNA from Mastomys coucha (southern multimammate mouse), 3447 nucleotides. It is a transcript of the gene Kctd1, whose product is annotated as potassium channel tetramerization domain containing 1. Lineage: Eukaryota; Metazoa; Chordata; Mammalia; Rodentia; Muridae. The transcript has 5 exons. Gene Ontology annotation, molecular function: transcription corepressor activity; transcription factor binding. Gene Ontology annotation, cellular component: nucleus. Gene Ontology annotation, biological process: negative regulation of DNA-templated transcription; protein homooligomerization. Bases 78 to 2669 code for a protein of 863 amino acids. The record is from RefSeq and is a predicted model, not a curated record.
UAAACACAAAAGCUCUCAACGCUGCGGUCCAAUAUAGCGCAUGCGCCCUGCCCGAGGACUGGCAGGGAGACGGCAAUAUGGCGAGAAUGCCUGGCAGCGGGGACUGUAACACCAGCGCGGGCGGCAGCGCCGCUGCUGCGGCCGAGAACAAUGGGGAGCGGGGCGAGGGCGAGCGCGGGGCCGGGGGCCGCGGCCGCCGCUACGGCCGCCCGCAUUACUGCAGCGCGGGCGAGGAGGAGGAGGAGGAGGAGGAAGAGGAGGAGGAGGACGAGAUCCAGGAGGUGCAGAUAACGGGGGACGAGGAGGACGGAGGUGGGGGGCUGGAGGAGGACGAGGAGGAGGAGGAGGAGGAGGAGAUGGGGAUGGACUGGGAAGAGCCCCUGGAGCCGGAGGACUCGGCCGGGGAGGAGCUGGAGCCGGAGCCGGUCCAUAUGAUCCAUAUGGACCAGAGCGCCGCGCUGGAGCCCGAGGCGCCGCCACGACUGCUGGCGCCCCGGGCCCGCGCGGGGCCGCCCGGGGACAGCGCGGAGCUGGACCCCGACGUGCUGCAGCGCCCCGAGCGGGCCCGGCUGAGCGAGAACACCAGGCUGGCCACCCGCUACGCCGUGCGCAUCUUCCGGGAGUACCUGAGCGAAAAGGCUCAGAGCCCGGACUUCGAGACCAUGGACAAGGGGGCGCUGUGCCGCGUGCUGCGCUCCUUCUACGCCGAGGCCCGUUCGAAGAGCGGCCAGCUCUACAGCAAGUCCUCGCUCAUCAGCAUCCGCAGCUCCCUCAACCGCUACCUCAACGAGCCCCCUUACUGUCGCACGCUCGACCUCACCAAGGACCCCGAGCUGCGCAGCGCCAACCUGACGCUGGCCGCGGUCAUCCGCAAGCUCGAGGAGCAGGGCGCGGGGCCCGUGGUGCAGAAGCAAGCCAUCACGCGCGCCGACCUGCGCAAGCUCUACACCUCCAGCGUCUUCAGCACCAACACGCCCUUCGGGCUGCUCAACAAGGUCUGGUUCGAGACGUGCAUGUACUUCUGCACGCGAGGCCGCGAGAACCAGCGCGAGCUGGAGGAGGACUCCUUCGGGCUGGCCAUGGACGAGGACGGUCGCAAGUUCGUCUACUUCAAGUCGCUCGGGCCUUACCACAAGUCGCGUUCGUCGUCCUGGAGUAAGAAGCGUGCGGAGAGCAGCGAUGAAGAGAACUUGCCUCGCAUGUACGAGACGGGCACCGAGUUCUGUCCCUACGCCAGCUUUGUCAAGUACCUGUCUAAGCGCAAUCCCCUCUGCAAGGCGUUCUUCCAGCGGCCCCGGGACCACUGCAGUGAGGGCGAUGUGACAUGGUACGAGAACAAAGCCAUAGGCAAGAACUUGUUGGGCACCAGGAUGCAGAUGCUCUCCAAGGCAGCCAAGCUGUCCAAGACCUACACUAACCAUUGCAUCGGCGCGGUAUCCAUCGCCACGCUCAACAGCAUCGCGGGCAUUGGGACCAAGCUAGGCUCCCCGGCCCCGCAGGGCUGCUAUACCGACUCUCUGAACGGGUCAGCUCGUCACCACUCCCACCAUGCCCCCACCCAUCCUUCCCACCACCACCGCCCCCAGCCGCCCUCGCUGGGUAACACUUAUAUCCUUCCCAAAGACAGCCAGGUCGGGCCCGACGUGAAGUCCGAGGCUGCGCCCAAGCGCGCACUGUACGAGUCCGUGUUCGGGUCCGGGGAAAUCUGCGGCCCUUCUUCCCCCAAAAGACUUUGUAUCCGUCCCUCCUCGGAACCUGUGGAUGCGGUGGUGGUGGUUUCCGUGAAACACGACCCCCUGCCUCUUCUUCCAGAAGUCAAUGGACACCGAAGCACCAAUUCUCCCACCAUAGUUUCACCUGCUAUUGUUUCCCCCACCCAGGACAGUCGGCCCAAUAUGUCAAGACCUCUGAUCACUAGAUCCCCUGCAUCGCCACUGAACAACCAAGGCAUUCCAACUCCGGCGCAGCUCACCAAAUCCAAUGCACCCGUCCACAUUGAUGUGGGCGGCCACAUGUACACCAGCAGCCUGGCCACCCUCACCAAAUACCCUGAAUCAAGAAUCGGAAGACUUUUUGAUGGUACAGAACCCAUCGUUCUGGACAGUCUCAAACAGCACUAUUUCAUCGACAGAGACGGCCAGAUGUUCAGAUAUAUCUUGAAUUUUCUACGAACAUCAAAACUCCUCAUUCCUGAUGAUUUCAAGGAUUAUACUUUGUUAUAUGAAGAGGCAAAAUACUUUCAACUUCAGCCAAUGUUGUUGGAGAUGGAGCGAUGGAAACAGGACAGGGAAACCGGCCGCUUUUCACGGCCCUGCGAGUGCCUCGUGGUGCGUGUGGCCCCAGACCUUGGAGAAAGGAUCACCCUCAGUGGAGACAAGUCCUUGAUAGAAGAAGUGUUUCCAGAGAUCGGCGACGUGAUGUGCAACUCGGUUAACGCAGGCUGGAAUCACGACUCAACACAUGUCAUCCGGUUUCCACUAAACGGCUACUGCCACCUCAAUUCAGUGCAGGUCCUUGAGCGGUUGCAGCAAAGAGGUUUCGAAAUUGUGGGUUCCUGUGGAGGAGGAGUGGACUCGUCCCAGUUCAGUGAAUAUGUCCUCCGACGGGAACUCAGGCGGACACCCCGAGUACCCUCAGUCAUCCGGAUAAAACAGGAGCCACUGGACUAAACAGACAUAUUUCUUAUGCAAAAAGAAAAUAUACACAACCAAUAACAAUAUGAGAAAAGGGACAUUUGUGUGCAGCUGGGACAGUAAACCAAGCUCUGAACCUAAAAUUGAAUAAAAGACAUUUAUAUCCACUAGAAAUCACACCUGUAUUCAUAUGGGAACAAUUGGAAUCAUGAUAUCCUCAAGAUGUAAAAAAAUAUAUAAAUAUAUAAAUAUCUAUAUGUCAAAGGGUAGGAAAUGCAGCGAGAGAGAGAGAGAGAGGGAGAGAGAAAGAGAGAGAGAGAGAGAGAGCUGCAGUGGGUGCUGUGAUGACCGUGGGUGUACUGGGCCUCUGGUCUCUGUCCAGUAACUAAGCCAUGAGCAGGGAGGACAGAGCCUCCUCACCGCUUCAUUGCCAGCAGCCAUCCAUCGUUUCUUCUUCCUUUAUCGUUUUUUCUUUUUAAAAAAAAAAACAAACAAAACACCUAGGCUGGUGUUUCUUUGCAAGUGGAGGUUUCUUGUCUGGUUAGGUAGGGACCAGAAGGGAAUUCAGAGGACCGCUCAAGAGCACACCACACCGGAGGUACGGUAGACAGGACAUCUGGACUGCAGUCCGUACAGGACUGGCGCUUUUGUCCACGCACAGCCUCGGCCUUUCCUUUGUUUUUAUGCUGAUCGUUUGGCAGAGGGGCCAGAGUUAUUGUUUGCUAGAAAUCUCCAGUUUCAGUCUGCUGCUUUCCUACAAUUUUUUCAGAUUUUAUAAUGUAUUAAAUACAAUAAACUCUGUUUUAAAAAAUGA